AUGUAUGGCUUCUGCAUGGAGAGGUUUGCCUGCGGGAUUUUACAUGGACCACAAAUCACCCCAGAGGAGGCUUCAUGCUUUGCCACCAUUCCAGAGGUUCCAGUCUAUCGUCCCAAAGAGUCUGAGUUUCGUGAGUUUGCCAUGUGUAUGUCGCUCAUUGAGCGUAUGGGGGCGCAGCACAUGGGUCUCUGCAAAAUCAUCCCUCCAACCUCCUGGUGCCCACGUCGCAGUGGCUAUAAGGACAUCAACUUCACCAUCGAGAAGCCCAUCAUUCAGUUUUGCACCGGCACCGGUGGCAUCUAUCUUCAAGAUGUACGCGCUCAGAAGAGUAUGAGCUUCAAGAAGUACGAAAAAAUGUCGAAUUCCUCUAGACUCCAGACACCCAUACACGCUAGCGUGAAUGAGCUGGAGGAGAUCUAUUGGAAGUCAAUCCAUCGCUUGCAGCCAUUGUAUGGAGCCAAUGUGAGUGGAAGUUUGACGGAUCCCGAUCAGCCCUAUUGCAACAUUCCCAAACUGCGCUCCAUGCUGAGUGAUAUUCUGGCCCAGGAGGACAUUGAAAUUGGUGGUGUAAAUACUCCCUACCUCUACUUUGGCGCCUGGGCCACCACAUUUGCCUGGCAUGUGGAAGACAUGGACCUGUACUCAAUCAAUUACCUACACUUUGGCGCGCCUAAGCUUUGGUACUGCAUUCCGCCAGCUUUCGCGAGAAAAUUUGAGGCUUUUGCUCGAGAGCACUUUAAGUCGGAAUUCCUCGCAUGCCGCAGUUUCCUCCGCCACAAGUCUAUACUGAUCGAUCCGAAGGUUUUAGCCGCAGCCGGAAUCCCCACACGUCGCAUCCUACAAUACGAAGGUGAGAUAAUGUGCACCUUCCCCUACGGCUACCACGCGGGUUUCAACACAGGCGUGAAUUGUGCCGAGUCAACUAACUUUGCUUUGCCGCGCUGGGUGGAGUAUGGCAAGCACGCGAGCAUUUGCACGUGCUGGGACGACACGGUGCGGAUAGAGAUGGGCCCCUUUGUGCGACGCCUCCAGCCCCACCUCUUUGAGGCCUGGCAACGGGGUGAGCAAAGUGGUCCGCAUCCCCUUGAGAUAUACACUCCUCACAUGCGCGGAGAGAUCACGACGUCAAUCAAUUUUGAAGGUGGCUACGUUGUGGAGGGCGAUGGUCUAAACUUGGCGGAUCUCAAUGUUCGCAAUCUCUUUUACACCAACAGAGCUUUGGCCGAAGCAGCCUUGCCGAUAUACUUAAAACGCAACCGUAGGCUCCGACCUCUUUGGUGUGGAUUCAAGGCAAAUCCCAGGACAAUUGCUCAUUUUAACCAAAUCGUAGGCACUCAGGAACCCUUUUGUUCAAUCUGCGCGUUUUUUUGGUCUCCACUGGCCACCCGGAAGGCGCUAUGUGAGCCGCACAAAGCGAAACCCCUGCUCGAGUUCAGUGAGCCCUACCUCUCUGAGGUAGCCUUCUGUCGGUCAUCCGCCGACUUCGCUAGGAUCCAUGCUAAAUGUGACUCUAACAGCCGAAUUCUUGUCUGCUCCCGGUGCAAAGUCGUCGUCCACGCCAGUUGCUACGGUCUCGAUGAUGAACUUGACUAUUACUCGCCGAUGUGGAAGUGUGAUGCGUGUAAUUCCAUUGAUGACGAACCCCAAUGUGUACUGUGUCCAAUGCGCGGAGGAGCCCUGAAGGCCCUGGCCAACAUGCGCCGCUCGAGUCGUGGAGAGCGGUUCUGGGUGCAUCUGGCCUGUGCUAUCGCUGUAGGGCCACAACAAUGCUGCUUUCUCGAUGUUCGUCGUCGUUUACCCGGUCUGCUGCAGCACUUGCCGCGGCACACAGUCCAGCGCUUUAGCUCACCGCCACUCUCGCCACUAGCAGGUAUGGCCAGGAGGUCACGACCACUGCCGCCACGUGACUCUCUUCCGCGUGGUAGCGCUCUCCAAUGCCUGGCUCCAGACUCGUUGACAUCUACCUUCGUCGGCCUCUCAGAAAACGAUGUGAUGGAAGUGAAAGAAAAACCGAUGGAAACGUCUUCCUACCCAUUUUUGCCCCAAUUGCAAGUGCACCCGUCCGGCAGCGCGCUUGGCGAGGCCUUGGCCUCUAAAAGCAGCAAUUUGAUUUCCAGGAUUGGCGGCGAUGGCGUUGUAGCCGAUACCAACGGGGAAGUAGUUGUGGCAAUUGGUGACACCAAAGACGAUCACCAAAGUGAGGGUGGAUGUCGCCAUCGCUCGCGGAGACGAGCGCGUCCACCCUCUUGGGUUACUCAAGAUUAUCUUCUUUCGCAACCCCCAAAAUUGUCCAAACCAAUAAAAACUCGGCCAAUGAGCCCACAAACCUUGCUAACAGACACCAGUGUAGAGACACCAACUUCGGCAAAGGUGGAGCUCAGAGACCACUGUGAUGAAUGCGGUCUGCCCUCACCCGGCGGCCCUUAUUUGGAUCUGCCGCUUGUCGCCUGUUGGCACAAAAACUGUCCCGGUCGCUUUCACCUCACCUGUGCCCAGUUUAGUGGUAUCCUCAUUGCCACCAGUCAGUAUCCGCAUUGCUUCUAUAUCGCUUGUCGUCGGCAUUUGAGCGAAUAUCGGGAGUUUGAGCACGAUGAGGAGGAGGCACCUCUGCAGCCUGGGGAUAUGGUGUACGCUCUCCAUCCUGGCAACGGUCGUUAUUACAAGGCUGUCGCUGUGAAACUGACCGGUCCACAACUGUGCAAAUUGGUGUUCCCGGAUGGCACCUUUUCGCGGGAUACACCUUCUGACUAUAUCGUCGGCCACGAUUGGCACAAACUCGGGCCACCAAAAGUGGGUUCGCAGGUGAAAGUCAAGUGGACUGACAACCUUGAGUAUUCGGCCGUCUUUCAGGGUGCUUCAGUUGAUAAGUGGAAUGUCCGCUUUCCAAAUGGCCAGACUCUCAGGCUUCGACGUGAUAAAAUUUUCCGGGUUAAUGCACGAAUCCCCACCCACAUUCGAAGCCUUAUCAUGCGCUGA
Echinococcus granulosus is the source of this 2976-nucleotide messenger RNA. Its product is annotated as putative lysine-specific demethylase. The record is from RefSeq and is a predicted model, not a curated record. Gene Ontology annotation, cellular component: nucleus. The transcript is spliced from 15 exons. Bases 1 to 2976 code for a protein of 991 amino acids. Gene Ontology annotation, molecular function: histone H3K36 demethylase activity; histone H3K9 demethylase activity. Gene Ontology annotation, biological process: chromatin remodeling. Lineage: Eukaryota; Metazoa; Platyhelminthes; Cestoda; Cyclophyllidea; Taeniidae.